This is a messenger RNA of Liolophura sinensis, 372 nucleotides long. Its product is annotated as putative surface-exposed virulence protein BigA. Lineage: Eukaryota; Metazoa; Mollusca; Polyplacophora; Chitonida; Chitonidae. The coding region runs from base 1 to 372 and encodes 123 amino acids. The record is from RefSeq and is a predicted model, not a curated record. The transcript has a single exon.
AUGCAGCCUCCCGACAGUGAUAUAGUCAUACAGCCUCUCGACGAUUAUAUAGUCAUACAGCCUCCCGACAGUGAUAUAGUCAUACAGCCUCCCGACGGUGAUAUAGUCUUACAGCCUCCAGACAAGGAUAUAGUCAUACAGCUUCCCGACGGUGAUAUAGUCUUACAGCCUCCCGACAAGGAUAUAGUCAUGCAGCCUCCCGACAGGGAUAUAGUCAUACAGCCUCUCGACGAUUAUAUAGUCAUACAGCCUCCCGACAGUGAUAUAGUCAUACAGCCCUCCGACGGUGAUAUAGUCAUACAGCCUCCAGACAAGGAUAUAGUCAUACAGCCUCCCGACGGGGAUAUAUUCAUACAGCCUUCCGGACGGUGA